AUGGGCCGGCUGGCCUUAUUAUCCCUCGUCGUUGUUGUUACUCGUUAUACCGAUGCGGUAAAAUUCACCGAAAACGAUGAGGAAAUUACAGUACCAAGCCGGUUGAAGUAUCGACAAGAAACACUUCAUUCACACGUGAGGGAGUGGAUUGACGGUCCCGAUGGUCGCGUCUAUCAGUUCCAUGCUGGUGAACAAAGUUGGUUGCAUGCCAGAGAAUUUUGCUUGUCUCAAAACUCAGACCUAGUCAUUAUAAGGGAUAAGGAGCAGCUGGAUUGGCUUUUGAGCCACUAUGCGCCUACUUAUACUCGAUUCAAUGAGCGAUACAUGCAGAUCGGUCUGCUUAUGCCAGAUGGUCCAAACCGCGACUGGGUAUAUCUGGAUGGUUCACCAUACAAUCAGUCUGUUGUACCCUGGAUGUCUGGAGAGCCAUUCGACCAUUCAUUAGAUGGUCGUGAACGUUGCGGAAUUCUUCGAGUCCAUGCUCGACUUCUUGACGACAUCGACUGCGAAGCAGCACCGAGCCCAAAUGUUCGAAUGCGAUUUAUUUGUGAACGAGAACAAAAUGUGCAUAAAGAGCAACAAAAAUCACAGAACUUUAUCUGGUCAAAAUUGGAAAAGUUACUAGAAUUUUUUGGAUUCACAAACGGGACCACACCGAGCACAAAACCGCAAAACUCGACAGAAUCUAGCGAGGACUAUGAGGACGAGGUGAAAAGGCUCAAUAUCUCUUCGAGUGAAGCAGAAAAGCUGAAGAAUAUAGAAGUAGAUAGGGAAACAUCUAGCGAAGAACAAAAAGCAGUGGAAGCUGCUUUGAGUGUACUCAACAAAGUUAGCAAGCCAGGAGAAAAAGCUGACUCAAUGCCAGAAGAAGAGGAAGAAGAGACAUCACGACCAGGUUCGCAAGAGGAUCGACCCCCCUCGAGCACUGAAUUACUCUCUGGACCCAAGAUAUCAACUCAAGCCAAGAUUUUCAUUGAAGCAACUCCCAUAACCGAAGCUACCAAUACAGCAACUCCUGAAGCAGGAAACACUACCGAAGCCGUUACCGAAGGUGUCACAGUAAACCCAGAAGACACUACACCAAGCACCGAUACUAGUUCUGUAGCUGCACAGGAAACUACCGUAACCGCAGAGGAGACUAAUACGACUGAGGAUGAAGCUACCGUAACUGCAAAUGAGGCAACUGUAACCGCGGACGAGACUAACGCAAAAGCAGAGGAGGCUACCAAAACCGCAAAGGAAGCUACCGUAACCACAGAAGCUAGCACCGUAACCAAUGAAGCCACAAGCGUAGAGACUUCAUCAGCUGAUACCACAGCAGACGUCACGACAGUCGCGACCUCAGGUGAAGUAGCCAGGGUCCAUGCCGCUCCAUUGAAGGAAAUCUCUGAAAUUGAAGGUAGUGGUACUGGCGUGGAACGCGCAGAAAUUGAACAACAUGAUGAGUCAGCCAAUGUUACCGAGAUUGAUCCAGAAAAGUUGGAAAAAAAGAUUCGAGAAGAUAUUGAGACAGUGACUGCUAUGGAAACCGAUUUUGACGAAGAUGCAAAUAGAAACUUGCCGAGCACUGACAUCAAACCACCGGAGGAAGAAUGCGAUGAAGAAGCUAGCGGCGAAAAUUCCACAACUCCUAUCCCGAAUGAAGAAAUAAUAAGAAAUUCUAUCGACACGGAGGAUGUAGACGAUCUCAGUCAAAAGCCAAAGAUACCAGCUGAAAAAGAGGCGCAUAUCCAGGACUUCUUGAUUACCUUGAGGACAUUUCUUAGCAGAGCGGAGCAUAGCGAUUUGAGAAAACUUCUCGAUCAACAUCCAGAAAAGACAUUGCUCGAAAAAAUGAAGCUGGCUAUCAAAGCAGCCAAUGAACGUGAAUUCGAGCGAAUGAAGGAGCUUGCAUUGAUGAAGAAGCAUGGUGUGGACAUUUCACAUGUCCCAGAGCCGAAACUUAUGGGUGAAAGUGAACGCGAAGAGCUGUACAAAAAGAUCAGCAGGGUGGUAAUGGUUGAAGCCGAGAAGAAAGACGAUGAAACGAUUACUCAGCCAUCGGCUGUUCGUACAACAACGCAAGAAUCGCAUCGUGAGAAGAAAAGUCAGGCCAAGGGAGUUGUCAUAAAAAAGGCCUCAGACGACUCAGCGGCAGACAAAGAGACCCUAAAGGGUAAAAAGAAUAAGAAUGGAAAAUUGAAGGAUGCCGGCUCUGUUAUCGACGAGGACAACGAAAAAAAGCAACCCAAGAAAAAUAAAGAAGAAAAGCAGAAAGAGAAAAAUAAGAACAAAGAAGAGAAUCCAACACCUGAGGAGAAGAGUGAAGAAGGAAAACCAAAGAAAAAUGAAGAGAAGAAAGCGGAGGAGAAAGCGGAAAAGGAAGCAGAACAAGAGAAGAAAGAAGUGGAAGAGUCAAAAAUUGAUGAGAUGGAGGAGUCAGCAAAGCGGAAGAAAGCGGGAAGAGGAAAGAAUCUCGUUUCCAACGAUGAAGAGAGUGAUGGAGAUCUAACAAAGAAGGAAGAUUCAACCACUAAGGCUAAAAAGGACUCAACGACAGAGGCAACCACAACUGCUGGUAAAAACAAGAAUACUGUAAAGACGGAGUCCGUAACUGCAGAAAGUAAAGGUGAGGUAAAGGAUGUGAGACCCGAAGCCGAAGACGAUGACAACAGCUUCGAUUCUGAGCAUGUGGACAAAUCAAACCUGGACGACAGUUUUGAUUCGGAUCAGGUAGAUAGAGACGAUGAGUUAACCCGACCCACAGGCGAAGAGGUAGAGGAGGAAGUUUCCACAGUCAAGAUUCCCCCACCUAAAGAAGAGGAGGUAGGAACCGAGAAGACUCCAAGCGCACUUCGAAAAGAGAAACGACGUCAGGAAAGAUUGAAGAAGAUGAAAGAGAAUAAGCAGAAAAAAGGCAAACCAGGCAAAGCGACGACAAAAUCUACAUCAGAAGACUCCAAUUAUGACAAAGCAAAUGUUUCAGACGAUGAUGAUGACGAUGAUAGCGACGAGGUCCCAGCUUUCCCAACCUUACCUACUCUCCCUACCUUACCACCUCUAGGCCAAACUUUAACCGCACAAACGCUCCCUACACUGCCGCCACUUACGCCACCUCCAGGUUUCGACAAUUUGCUACAAACAUUCUCCGAAAAUUGGCGGAAGAUCUUUCCCGAUGCCAAAAUACCCACAUUCAAAGCAGACGAAUAA
Cylicocyclus nassatus is the source of this 3189-nucleotide messenger RNA. The record is from the annotation of a GenBank genome assembly. NCBI's taxonomy places the organism in Eukaryota, Metazoa, Nematoda, Chromadorea, Rhabditida, Strongylidae.